This is a messenger RNA of Peromyscus californicus insignis, 7860 nucleotides long. RefSeq names its product prosaposin like 1 (gene Psapl1). Lineage: Eukaryota; Metazoa; Chordata; Mammalia; Rodentia; Cricetidae. The record is from RefSeq and is a predicted model, not a curated record. The transcript has a single exon. Gene Ontology annotation, biological process: sphingolipid metabolic process. Gene Ontology annotation, cellular component: lysosome. Bases 5353 to 6936 code for a protein of 527 amino acids.
GCUAGACAGUGAAGGUGAGUCCUGGGAAGGGGAGAGCAGUGUCACCCAGAAAGACCCAGGAAGGACAGAAGUGAGGAGAGAGGGAGCAUAGUAUCGUGGUGGGUGACUGAGGUAGAGGCGUGGAGAACAAUGAGCCCAGGAGAUGGGCUGUGGGGUCAUCAUCUACCCCCAGAGCAGAGAGGGAACAAGUGAGCAAGCUGCCCAGCUCCUUUCCCUUCUUGCUCCCCUCAUGGAGCCGAUGGUGACGACACCAUGCAGGUGAGGGGCUGGGCAGGGCACAGGGAGCAAGUGUGAGAGUUGGAGUGUCUUGCCACAUAUGCGGUCACACUGGCUUAGCCUCUCCUAGGAUGCUCUUUACUCAUCAAAUGACAAGAACAUUCCAACCACUCCACAGCACUCCUUCCACGGGGGUGAGGCAGCCGAGCCCCCUUCUGCUUCCCCAGGCCCAGCUUCCAGGUCAGGGGUUCAUCACAAUAUGGCUCCCAGCCACCUGCCUACAUGCCACUGUGACCAGAGCAGACCAGUCUUUACUUGGGAAUACAAAACAAAUGCUGUUCUAAUAGUUUGGGCAGCAAAUAGUAUUUCUAAAAACCUCAACAACAGCAAUGGGCUGUCAAACUUCAGGGGGUGGGGGUGGUAAGUGAGCAUUUGUUCAUCAUCUCUGAAGGACUGAAAUCAGAGCCACAAAGAGUGACAGACACCGGUGGUGCUGGGUGGUGGCAGCAGGUGCAGCCACUUCAGAACAGCUCAGGAGCAUUGGCACUCACCAGAGAGAAGCCUUGGCGCACACCCUAUAGAAACUUGCAUGGCCCUCAUCAUGCCACAAAACAUGCUCAGAGAGCCAGGGGACCAGAAACCCCACACCAGAAGUCAGAAAUGUCAGCCCAUGGUGGAUACACAGGCUACUGUAGGGACACGUUGUUGGCAUGACCUUGCAAGGGAACUAAGUACAGACAGCUGUGAAGACGGCACAGGCAGACCUUACAAUGUGGCGGGAAGAACACAGUGGUAAGUCUGGAUGCGUGAUCAUAGCCAUGGAAAUGAGUCCAUGGUAGGAAACAAGGAGGAAAGCUGAGCAACUGGACAGGGCCAUAAGCAAGGGCUGUGCAUCCUGGUUGGGGAGAGAUCGAAAGAAACGUGUUGGCCGAUACUCACUGGCCUGCCCACUUAAGAUGUGUGCACUUUGCUGUGUAUAAAUUCCUCUUCAGCAGAAUAAAGUCCACUGUCAAUAGUUACAGAAUUCUAGUUAGUAGAGUUUGCUUUUCACAAUGGAAUGGGUUAGUGCUUCUGAAACUAAUUUUUAAAGGGCAUUUUGGAUUCAGAAAUGAGAGUGAAUAGAUACAUUAAGGAUAAUAAGAGCUAAGCUUCUCACUGUUAGGCAAGGGAGGUUCAAACAUUGAAAAGAGGGCAGCUGGGUUGCGCACUGCUGCACAGAAGUGUGCAUAUGAGCAAAUGGGCUCACAAAAAUGGGUGCACGUGGGUGGAUGGAUGGAUGGAUGGAUGGAUGGAUGGAUAGAUGGACCGAUGGAUGGAUGGGAAAGAAGGUAGAUAUGUAGGUGGGUAGACACUUGAGCGGUUGAAUAGGUGGAUGGAUUGAUACAUGGAUAGAUGGGUGGGUAAAUAGGUGAAUGGAUGGAUGGAUGGAUGGAUGGAUGAUGGAUGGAUGGAUGGAUGGAUGGAUGGAUGGAUGGAUGGGUAGACAGAUGGAUAAAUAUGUCACAUGCAUUUAUGUGCACACAGGUUAACAGUACUUUAUGAACAUGUGUCUGUGAUUCCACAAGCACCCAUCCUUCCCUCCAGCUUCAUCCUUUUUCCUCACCAGUAAGUGAAGUAUCAUUUUAUGUCAACGAGGGUCUGGAAAUGACUGUAGCACAGCCCGCUCAACUGGCUUCCAGGCACGGUUUCUAAACACUUUCCUUAGAGAGAAAGCUGAAUUCAGGGUUGUCUGGGCAAAGAACAAAUCGAGCCUGGGGUGGUGCCGUGGCUGGAUAUGAGGGGCUCAAAGAAUGAUAAGGACAACUGGAAGAGACAAAAGACAGCUCCAAAUGCUCCACAGGUCAAAACUGGAGCCAUUUGGGCAUCAAGAGCAACCAGCAUUGGCACUGGAUUAAGACUCACAAACAAUAGUUCAAAGUCCCAAAGUCAUAAAUCAGAUUUGAGAAUAGUAAAAGUAAAAUCAAAAGUGAUGGGUCUUUCUUUUAAAGAAAAAAAAGAUGGAGAAAGCAGAAAGAGAUGAGGAGAGAGGAGAAAGCUUUUCUUGUGCAGAGAAACACACAUUUCAAGCAUCUCUGGAUCCAAUGUCCCAAGAGGGCCCAGGGCAGUGCAGAAGGAUGCCACUAUAGGACCCAGCUGGACCGGUCAUGAAGCAUCACCAAUGAGGGGCCUGGGCAAUAUAACCAGCCUAUGCUCCACUGUGACAGAAGACAAGGCCAGGCUACCAGGGCUCCAGGCAGACGUGAGCAAAGCAACGUGUGCAGUGAGUGUAUCAGGUGACUGGGGUAGAGCUAGGCCUGGGAGAUAAGCUCUCAGAACAGGGCACCGCUGGCACCUGGAAAGCCUGGACUUGGGUGUAGGGCAGAUAACGCUGGGUCAACACGGCAGCUCUCGGUUUCGAUAAAUGCAUUGUGGUUAUAGGAGAGAAUGCCCUCAUUCUUAGGAAUGGCACACGGAAGAAAUGGGCAAAGGGACACAAUGCCUUCACCCACAGCCGCCCACAGCAGUUGUGACACACUGCCUGUAAAUAUUUAUGCAUAUGGACAGACAGAUAUAGGGAUGGUAGACAAAUGAUAGAUGGGAUGGAUGAAUUAAUGGAUGGAUGGAGGAAAAUGGACAGACAGAUAGAAAGACAUACAGAAAAUUGGAUGAGCAGAUGGAUAGACAAAUGGACAGAUGGUGAAUGGAUAACUGGAUGGACAGACUGAUACAUAGUUCGAUGGAUGGAUGGAUGGAUGGAUGGAUGGAUGGAUGGAUGGAUGGAAAGUGAGUAGAUAGCUGGAUGAAUAUAUGAAUGGACAAGUAGAUGGACAGGCAGAUAGAAAUUUGGAUAGAUGGACGUAUGGACAGGUAGACAGAUAAAUGGAUGGACAAAUGAGUGGGCAGACAGAUAAUUGGAUGGAUGAAUGAAUGGAUGAAGAACAGAUGUGUGUGUGUAUGUAUGUAUGUAUGUAUGUAUGUAUGUAUGUAUGUACGUGUAGGUGAAUGGAUGGAAAAUGGGUGUGUGGGUUGAAAACAGAUGAAUAGACAGAUAAUUGGAUGGAUGAAUGAAUGGAUGAAGAACAGAUGUAUGUAUGUAUGUAUGGAUGGAUGGAUGGAUGGAUGGAUGGAUGGACGUGUAGGUGAAUGGAUGGAAAAUGGGUGUGUGGGUUGAAAACAGAUGAAUAGACAGAUAACUGGGUAGACAAAUGGAUAGAUGGACAGAUGGAUGAACAGAUGGAUAAAUGGAUGGACAGGUGGAUAGAUAGAUGGGUGGGUUGGUAGAUGAUGGUUGGAUGGAUAAGAAGAAAAUAGAAUGAUGUAGAGGGAAUAAAUGUUAUCAGUAUACCUGGAAAGGUAUAGGCACUCUCUAAAUUGUUUCUGCAACUGCCUUCUAAGUUAGAAAUGGUAUCAAAAUGAAAUAUAACAGAGGCCCUAAGCCUGGAGUAUUUCCUGAGUGGCUCCUUGGUCCACACUUGUAUUUACACCGGUGAGGUGAUUUGGGCUGAUGACCUUGGCAGCUUCUAGACAGCAUUGCCCACCAGAGAGCUUGUAGUACCGGGGCUUUCAGCUACCCCUCGCCCAUGACUCUGGGAAGGGGCAGUGCUCUGGGGAGAACCCACAGAUGGGCUGGAGGCUGACACUCCCUGAUACGGCCUGGAGGUUCCAUGUCCUACCCAUCUCUUGCUGUUGGCACCUUCCUCUGGUGAUUCCUACGUUGGUUGCUGAGGUAAACUGCUCAACACCAGCAUAGAACUUGCCUGCAUUCUGUGAACCUUCCUAGUAGUCUCUGAGCUUGAAGAGGGCCAUAGGAACCGUGAUACACAGAUGCAGGUGGAGAGGGCUGAGCCAGUGUCCGGUCUGAACCCCUGACUGCAGGGUCUGGAUGGACCCUGGGGAGGUGACAUCAAAACUGAGUCAAAUGGCAGGUCACUCACUUGGCAAACAGAGUUGAUUGUAGGGUUGAGAAAAUGCCUGAGCCCCAAAAACAAAGUGAGUGGGUGUUCCAAAAACAGUAACCUGGUAAGGUGCUGGAGAGUGAGUCAGCUGGGCCAACCCAGUCAGAUCUAGAUAAGACUGCCUUGUCUGCAGCCCCACCUCUGUGUAUAGCUCACCCAGCUGGCCCUGGUGGCCCUGCAGCUAGGAGAACCCAGCCUCACCACUUCACCAAGCCUGUUCCCUCCCCUGGCCCAAAGGAAGCAGAGUCUUUGGCAGUCAUUUAAAGGGCUCAGUAAACCUCAUUCCAUGUUCUCUCUGCAGCUCAGCCCCCUAGAAGGAGGGCAAGAGGAGGCCCCAUCUGCGUUCUUCACAAAGCUGUUGCAAAGGCGGCUGGGAUACCCGCCCCACAUAACUGGGAAGUGAAUUCCUCCAGAGCCCCAGGGUCUGAGCCACAGAUAGCCAUGUGUGGGACUCACACUACUAAGGCAUGUGGGGCUUCCACAGAGCCCUCGGGGUCCCUGAUCUGCCCACUCCUGUGGGAGUAAUGAGCUGCAUGUCAAUCAUAACAGGUGAGUCUGGCUCCAGAAUCCUCCACAGAAUCAACAGGAUGAGACUCUGGCCACCUGUGUGCUGCCUGGAGCCAAUGCUCUUGCCUAAUGCCUAUUUCUAAAAUUACAGAAGAUAACAAAUGACCUAACAGUGAGACAAAACUCUUUUGUAUGUGUGAGCCUCAGCAAACAUCAUGUGCAUCUGCUAGGGACCAGCCCACACCCAGCCUCCCAUAGAAGUCUCCAGAAUGAAAGGCUCUGCAUGCCAGCAGCCUUCACACAGGCAUUGUGGGGUCAACAGUCCACUCAGCCCCUGAACAGUGGGCUGGGAAAAGGGCCUGUGGCAGGCCCAUGGCCAUGAGGUCCAGUUAGAAAUAAGUCACUCUAGGAAUUCACUCUAGAAUUCUAGCCCUGGUGUAACACAGAACAGAAACUUCAUUCCCAAAGAAGAUAGACUCUGAAAAUACUGAUUAUUCAGGGGAAGAGAGGGAGAUGUUCCCUGAAGGUGGAAAGACCAAAAGACAGAAGCCAGAGAGGACAGUGCCAGCACCCAGGCAGGUGGGGCUCUGACUCAGGCUGGGGAGGAGCAGGAGGCGGGCCCCUCGCUGAGCAGGCCAGGCAGUAGAGCUAGUUUUAUAGCGACAGCCACGCAGAGGUAGCAGCCAGUAGAACCAUGGGCAGUAUGCUGUGUGCUCUGAUUCUCUUGUCUGGUCUCCUGGGGGCCGCCAAGGCCAGCCCCAUCACGGGCCCCCGGGAGUGUGCCAAGGGCUCUGAGGUGUGGUGUCAAGACCUGCAGGCAGCUGCGAAGUGUCAGGCCGUGAAGUACUGCCAGAGUGCUGUCUGGAGCAAGCCCAUAGUCAAGUCCCUGCCCUGCAGUGUGUGCCAGGAUGUGGCAGCCGCUGCUGGUAACGGGAUGAACCCGGAUGCUACAGAGUCUGACAUUUUGGGAUCCAUAACGAAGACCUGUGAGUGGCUUCCCAGCCUGGAAUCAUCAGCUAAGUGCAAGCAGAUGGUGGACAACCACAGCCCAGCUGUCCUGGGCAUGCUCAGUGGAACCCCAGGCACUGCCGUGGCUCCGGUAUGCACGGCGCUCACCCUUUGUGAGCCACUACAGAGGCACCUAGCCAUUGCCACCUCAGAGAGACUGCUGACACAGGAGGAUAUAACUGAAGUGAUGGCUCCAUUCUUGUCCAACGGGGCCCUCAGCUUCCACCCAUCACAGAUGCCUGGGGAUGCUGUAUGCCAAGAUUGCAUCCAGCUGAUCUCCACACUCCAGGGUGCUCUAGAGUCUAACUUGACCUUGGCAGAGGUAACUUUCCAGGGUCAGUGUGCAUCCCUGGGGCCUGGCCUGGCUGCCCUCUGCAAGAACUACAUCCAACAGCAAUUCGUCCCCGCCCAGCAAGCGCUGCAGAUUCUCCCCUCACAGGAGGUCUGCAGGAAGGGGGGCUUCUGUGAGGAGCAGAGAGAGCCUGCCCACCGGCUGGCUCAAGUGGCCGCUGUGGAUGGAAUCCCUUCUCUGGAACUGGAGCUGCCCAAGAAGAAUGAGAUGCAGAUGCAGCUGGGCCUGACCUGUGAUGUGUGCUUGAAUGUGAUCCAGGAGAUGGACAAAUGGCUCAUGACCAACAGCACAGAAGCCCUCAUCACCCACACCCUGGAGCGAGUGUGUUCCAUAAUGCCCGAAAGUCUAGUCCAGCAGUGCAUCACCCUGGUGGAGGCCUACAGCCCCAACCUGGUUCAGCUUGUGACCAGAGUCACCCCAGAGAAAGUGUGUGAGACCAUCAGGCUGUGUAACAACAGAAGGCAGGCCAGGUCCAUCUCCAGGGCUGAGGCAACCACACCGUCCCUGCUGGUGGAUGAAGAAAACCAGGGCAGCUUCUGCCAUGGGUGCAAAAGGAUACUGGGCGUAUCUUCCCAGAAUCUGGACCGCAAGAGCACCAAGCGGGACAUCCUGAACGCCUUCAAAGGUGGCUGCCGAAUCCUGCCACUGCCUUACGUACUGCAGUGCAACCGUUUCGUAGCGGAGUAUGAACCCGUACUCAUAGAGAGCCUCAGGCUCAUGAUGGACCCCACGGACCUGUGCAGGAAGAUGGGGGCCUGCCACAGCCCCAAGGUUCCACUUCUAGGCACGGAUCAGUGUGUCUUAGGCCCCAGCUUUUGGUGCAAGAGCCCAGAGGCCGCUGAGAUGUGUGAUGCCCUGGAGCACUGCCAGCGCCUUGUGUGGAAGAAGCCGGACUCCAAAGUCAAAGAGCAGCCAUGACUGCGGCCACCAAAACCCAAAGCCUGCCAGGGCUGAUCCCACCUGCAGGCUUCUGCCUCCCAAGGGGACCCUAUGAGGUGGGUGCUAUCCUACCCCCAUGUCCUAGAUGAAAAACUGAGGCUCUGGGGAGGGAGUUGGGGCUGAGCAGAGCUGACAUUCAAAGCCAUGCUCUCCGGAUGCUGGACAGCUUCGCCUUUCUAUCUCUACCCUCAUCACUGUCACCCCUGCUAUAAACAGGAAGUCCUCACCCCUGCCCCAGGAAGCCACCCUCUCCUACCCCUUCUGUGAUGCUGAUGGCCUGGAGGAACCUCUCAGAGGCCUCCUGUGCAGGGUGAACACCCAGCUGUGAGCCAAAGCAGUUGCAGAGGGAAGGGUAGAGGGGAUUGCCACUAGUCAGGCCAAUGACUUAUCAAUAGCUUGGGGUGGGGGGUGGGGUAUUCUCAGUCUGGGAUCUCUGUGACUGGUUCCCAAUGGUGCAGUUGGGACAUGAGUGGUUCUGGACUUCUCGGGGGGAGGGGCCUGGGUUAUUGUCCACCACCUACGAGGGGUAUUUGGAUUUCAUAGAACUCCUGUCCAUGACUCUGUUCUCUCACCCGGACUCCAGCCACCCUGGUACUAAGUAGUCCCGGGUGUGCUUAAAAUUAGGAGAACAAACCCCACUGGGUGAGCUCUGGGGAAGGCCUGAGGGGUAUGGAAUGGCUGUGGCAUGGGCCACAGCAAGAGCUCCACCCUAGUGAGCAGGCCCUUUCUCUGCUAAGCCUCAGUUUUUCAAUCUGUAGACUGGGAGGAUCAUGCCUGCCUCAUAGGGAUGUUGAGACAAUUCUAGAUGUCCUCAAGUUCCUUCCCUUAGAGACCAGCACCCAUUGACCUACCCGGACCAGCAAAAACCUAUCUUGGGAAUCGAUAGGGUCUCUGGGGAAUCUG